AUGGGAAGGGGGGCCCGCUGGGGACCGGAGGGCAGCUGUGACUUCCUUCCAAACCAGGAAAACCUCUUUUCUGAGCCACAUAAAAGGGGACUGAUGAAAAGCCCCUUGCAAGAGUCCUCGAAGGCCAACAUAGUAUUGGCUGAGAUCCAGCCUGACUUGGGUCCUUUAACCACGCCAACCAAGCCCAAGGAAGUUUGCCAAGGAGAGCCAUGGACACCCACAGCCAACCUGAAAAUGCUUAUCAGUGCGGUGAGCCCAGAGAUCAGAAGUCGAGAUCAGAAGAGGGGCCUGUCUGACAACCGUGGAUUACCUGAAGCUAGAGACUGUUUGCAUGAACACUUAUCUGGAGACGAGUUUGAGAAAUCUCAGCCAAGUCGAAAAGAGAAAAGCUUGGGGUUGCUAUGCCACAAAUUCCUAGCGCGGUACCCUAGGUACCCCAACCCUGCUGUGAAUAAUGACAUCUGCCUGGAUGAGGUGGCCGAGGAGCUCAAUGUUGAACGGCGACGGAUUUAUGACAUUGUGAAUGUACUAGAGAGCUUGCACAUGGUGAGCCGCCUUGCCAAAAACCGGUACACCUGGCACGGCCGACACAAUCUCACCAAAACCCUCGGAACUCUGAAGAGCGUUGGGGAAGAGAACAAAUGCGAGCAGAUCAUGAUGAUCAAGAGGAAAGAAUACGAACAAGAGUUUGACUUCAUUAAGAGCUGUGCCAUAGAGGACCACGUGAUCAAGUCAAACACUGGCCAGAAUGGGCAUUCAGACAUGUGUUUUGUCGAACUCCCCGGAGUGGAGUUCCGGGCAGCUUCCGUGAACAGCCGCAAAGACAAGUUCCUUACGAGUGAUGAGCCUAGAAGUUUUGUGAUGCUGUCUAGGUGUCCACGCCGCAGAUAUGUGAGCCUGGAAAUCGCUGCCAAGAUUUUAAUUGGGGAAGACCGUGAAGAUCUGGAUAAAAGCAGUUUAAAAGUAACAAAAAUUAGGAGGUUGUAUGACAUUGCUAAUGUUCUGAGUAGCCUGGAUCUCAUCAAGAAAGUCCAUGUCACGGAAGAAAGAGGUCGGAAGCCAGCUUUUAAAUGGACAGGCCCAGAAAUCAGCCCAAAUACUAGUGGCUCCAGCCCAGUCAUGCCUCUUCCCACCUCCUUCUUAGAGGUGGAGCAGUCUGCAAAAGAGAACUGUGCCAAAAACCUCUUUUCUACACGGGGGAAACCCAGCUUCACUCGGCACCCAUCUCUUAUCAAACUGGUAAAAAGUAUAGAAAGUGAUCGGAGAAGAAUCAGUUCUGCCCCCAGCAGCCCUGUCAAGAGCAGCAAAGCUGAGAGUUCUCAAAAUUCUCCCCCCCUCCCGAACAAGAUGGCUCAGCUCGCUGCUAUCUGCAAGAUGCAGUUGGAAGAGCAGUCAAGUGAACCCAGGAAGAAAGUGAAAGUAAAGCUAGCAAGAUCUGGGCACUACAAACCACUGGCCCCUCUGGACCCUGCAGUGAGCACCGAGCUGGAACUGCCUGCGCCCUCCCUCAUCCAGCCCCUGGGGGUGGUCCCCCUGAUCCCUAGUCCAUUGUCACCUGCAGUGCCUGUGAUCCUACCUCAGGCCCCUUCGGGCCCAUCCUAUGCCAUCUACUUGCAACCUGCCCAAGCCCAAAUGCUGACACCACCCCAUGGCCUGAGCCCAGCAGUCUGCCCCACCCACUCCUCUAAUGCUACUGGAUCCAAGGACCCCACAGAUGCCCCCACUGAGAGGACCACCACAGAUGCCUCCAGCAGAUCCGGAAGCCUGCAGCCAGCACCGGAAAGGCAGGGUGCAAAGAAUCGAAGCAAGGAGACAACUGGAGAGCGGGGCACAAAGAGGGCAGGCUCCUCGGAGGACAGUGGCUACAAGAAACCUAAGGAGGAGCUGAAGGCGCGUGAGAAUGUCCCCACGGUGAGUACAGCCUCGAUGGUACCCUGUUCCAUCGGGUACCUAAUCCCUCUCACCCAGUGCCCGUCCCUGGGGCAGAAUCUGCUGUCUAGCACAGAAAACUCAGGUACACUUUCCCCGAACCACAGGAUCUACGGCUCCCCAAUUGCAGGUGUUAUCCCAGUGGCAUCAUCUGAACUCACUGCUGUGAACUUUCCCCCUUUUCACGUGACACCUUUGAAACUUAUCUCCCCAACAUCAGUGGCAGCCGUACCUGUUGGGAACAGCCCAGCUCUCAACUCAAGCCACCCUGGCCCUGCCCAGAACCCAAGCUCAGCCAUUGUCAACUUCACCCUGCAGCACCUGGGACUCAUCUCCCCCAGUGUGCAGAUGUCUGCCAGCCCUGGGCCUGGAGCUGGCACAGUCCCUGUGUCCCCACGUGUUGAAGCAGCUAGUGUCAUACCAGAUAACUUGAGCUUUCGGCAAGGGAGGGCCACCAACUAUGACUCACCAGUCCUGGGCCAGAGCCAACUAAAUGGACAAUCAGUUGCUGGGGCAGGACCACAACAGCCUGUUCCUGUGACCCCCAAAGGUUCCCAGUUGGUGGGUGAAAGUUUCUUCCGUACCCCAGGUGGACCAACCAAGCCUACCAGCUCACCCUACAUGGAUUUUGAUGGUGCUAACAAAACCUCCUUUGGAACCCUCUUUGUCCCACAGCGUAAACUGGAAGUCUCAACUGAGGAUGUCCACUGAUUGACCGAAGAUGGUGGUUUAAUUUAAUUUCCUAAAGAGCUAUUUAAUGAGAUGAUAGACAAUACAGAUCGAGAGAAUACCACCUUUGAAAAUACUGUAAAUACUUUGGGGGUUUUACUCAAUAUCACAGCGAUAUUUGUCAUGCUUACGCAUGUGUGUGCAUGUGCACAUACACAUAUGUGCACACACAUUGUACAAGGCCAAAUUCAGCCUUCUGUACUAUAAGUAAAAUGGUGACCUAAGGUACAUUAACUUCUAGGGCAGAAAGACUCAUUUUUUUCACCUGUGCCUGUAUUAUUAUGCAAUUUACACUUUACUACCCUUUCAGUAAAUGUUUGGCUUACUGAACACAGCACCUGCUCAGACUUUUUUGCACAAAGGAAAUGCUGUGUGAUGUA
Molecule: messenger RNA, 3038 nt
Organism: Arvicola amphibius (Eurasian water vole)
Lineage: Eukaryota; Metazoa; Chordata; Mammalia; Rodentia; Cricetidae
Gene: E2f8
Product: E2F transcription factor 8
Biological process (GO): regulation of transcription by RNA polymerase II
Cellular component (GO): RNA polymerase II transcription regulator complex
Molecular function (GO): DNA-binding transcription factor activity, RNA polymerase II-specific; RNA polymerase II cis-regulatory region sequence-specific DNA binding
Source: RefSeq, a predicted model, not a curated record